Trichoderma atroviride IMI 206040 is the source of this 1744-nucleotide messenger RNA. RefSeq lists its product as uncharacterized. NCBI's taxonomy places the organism in Eukaryota, Fungi, Ascomycota, Sordariomycetes, Hypocreales, Hypocreaceae. The record is from RefSeq and is a predicted model, not a curated record.
UCGUCCCUCGUUUUUGACGUUUUACCCUCCUCACACACGGCCUUUGAGGUCUUCCGCUUUAUCCCGUAUAUCGGCGCCGUUCGUUCUUUCUGCCUGCAACCACAUAUUUGCAGCUACAUCUCUCUCUUUCUUCCUCUCCUAUUCAAUCUAUCCGCUCUCUCUGUCCUCCCUCCAUCUCCUUGGUCCUUCAUCGAGAGCUUUUUGACGGCGAAUAAACACCGAUCGUGUCCAAAAAAACCAGCACCGCACUCCAUAUAGCCCUGUGGCCUUGACUCGACUACCUUGUCGACGCCAAAGGCCCUCAGACGACCCCGGUCAGCAAGAGCCGAGAAAUUUGCUCUAUUUCGAUUUUCUCUCUCUCUCUUCUCUCUCUACGUUAUUUUUCGCUCAACAAAACAUUCGCCAUGUAUGCAACACGGCUUAUCCAAGUGCUGGUCGCGGUGGUGUCCAUCCUGUGUGUGGUGCAGGCUACCUGGUGGGAUGUCCAAAAGGUUCACCACCGGGGCUUGAUUCGACGAGACGACAACCCCCUUAGUGGUAUUACCGGCGGCGGCGGCGGCGGCGGCGACUCAUCGAGCUCUGCAGGUGCAGAUCAAUCGACUCCUAGCAAAACAGCAGCUCCGGCGCAACAAUCUUCGAGCGCUGCGUCGCCGCCGGCGCAGCAGUCUCAGUCCUCAGCUGAUACGCCAUCAAGCUCCGCCGCCUCUCCAACAUCCGCCGCCCCAACCUCGGAUGCGCCCUCUUCAACUCCCAGCGCAGGAGACAGCAGCAGCUCUACACCUCCGCCUACACAAGCUGGGCCCACCUCUGCCAGCUCUAGCACUCCGUCCCCAACAGCAGAUUCUGGUUCCUCCACCACUCCUCCCCCGUCCCAGACCUCAUCUAGCCAGGGCAGCGAUGGCGACAGCAGCGCCGACAGCGGUAGCAGCAAGACUUCUGCUGGUGGCAAUGGCAACAACAACGCGGCGGCUCCCACUACAACACCGCCCCCCGUUUCGACCAAGGUUGAGGUUAUCGUCAAGACCGCCAGCGAUGGAUCCAAGACAACCGAGACUACCACAACAAGGACCACCCAGACCGCGGGCCUCAACGCAGAUAACUCCAAGGCUUCUUCAGGCAUGUCAGUGCAGACCCGCAACACCAUCAUUGGCGUUGUCGUCGGCGUUGGUGGUGCGGUCAUUCUGGGCGCUCUCGCACUUGUUGCUUUCCGGGUCUGGGGCCGCAAGAAGCAUGCUGAAGAGGCUGACGGCCUCAUGGCUUACGACGUCGACAUCAGUGCUGCAGAGAAGUCUCCCCGAGGUAGUUCAUCAGGUACCGGUCCUCGGAACCCAUUCCAGUCGACGUUGGAGAAUUAUCACCAGCCUGUAAACGCGUCGGCCAACUUUUAAGACGAUUUUCUUGCGGUGAGGCUGUUCUUUUUAUUACAGCUGUUGCGGCACACGAGUAUGGUUCACCCUAAUAAGCACGGGUUACGAUGUAUGUCGAGAAGAUUUUGACUGGUGAUGCUGCAAAAACACUUGUUUUUUUUUUAAUGGAAAACAGAGUGAAGGGUUUUUUUAAAAAAAGAAUUUCUUGAGCGAUGCUGCUAUGCGUUUAUGCGAGACUGUUUUCUGCAAACUGCAUGGCGAGCUCUUAUUAUUUUUCUGUCACUUGGCAUAUAGAAUCGAUGUUUGUUUUUUUCUGGAAAGAAAGCGAGAUACCUAACUAAUUACUCCAACCACUGAAUAUAUUCCUUUUUAUGUUA